Molecule: messenger RNA, 2436 nt
Organism: Trichoderma reesei QM6a
Lineage: Eukaryota; Fungi; Ascomycota; Sordariomycetes; Hypocreales; Hypocreaceae
Product: aconitate hydratase
Exons: 2
Coding region: 1-2436 (811 amino acids)
Biological process (GO): tricarboxylic acid cycle
Cellular component (GO): mitochondrion; cytosol
Molecular function (GO): 4 iron, 4 sulfur cluster binding; aconitate hydratase activity
Source: RefSeq, a predicted model, not a curated record
AUGGCCCCAAUUGAACUGGCAGGCCGUUCCGGAGGCGCCAUGACGAGCCUCUUGCGACGAGCUUCAUCCCGCUCCGCGGCCGGAGCCCUGAACCGCGCACUGCGAAUCCCGUCAUCAAAUCAAUUCUCGACCGUCGCCUCCCUCCCUCCGACGUACGAGAGGCUCCUCACGCGCUACACGGAUGUGCGCCGCGUGCUGGGCCGGCAGCGGCUGACGCUGGCCGAGAAGAUUCUCUACAGCCACCUGGACAACGUCGAGGAGUCGCUGCUCACCAACACCGACGGCGGGCGCAGCAUCCGCGGCAAGGCCAACCUGCUGCUCAAGCCGGACCGCGUCAACAUGCAGGACGCCUCGGCCCAGAUGGCGCUGCUGCAGUUCAUGUCGUGCAACCUGGAGCGGCCCGCGAUCCCGGCCAGCAUCCACUGCGACCACCUGAUUGUGGGCUCCAAGGGCGCCGAGGACGACCUGGCGGCGGGCAUCCAGACCAACAAGGAGAUCUUUGACUUCCUCGAGUCGGCGGCGCGCAAGUUCGGCAUGGACUUUUGGCCGCCCGGCGCCGGCAUCAUCCACCAGACGGUGCUGGAGAACUACGCGCUGCCGGGCCUGAUGAUGCUGGGCACCGACAGCCACAGCCCCAACGCCGGCGGCCUGUGCACCGUCACCAUCGGCGUGGGCGGCGCCGACGCCGUCGAGGCGCUGGUCGGCGCGCCGUGGGAGCUCAAGGCCCCCAAGGUGCUGGGCGUCCAGCUGACGGGCAAGCUCAACGACUGGGUGGCCCCCAAGGACGUCAUCCUGAAGCUGGCGGGCGAGCUGACGGUCCGCGGCGGCACGGGGUCCAUUAUCGAGUACUUUGGCCCUGGUGUCGACACGCUGAGCGCCACGGGCAUGGCCACCAUCUGCAACAUGGGCGCUGAGGUGGGCGCGACGACGUCCAUCUUCCCCUACACCGAGGCGUCGGCGCGGUACCUGCAGUCGACCCGCCGAGGCCAGGCCGUCGACAACAUCAAGGCCCUGCAGAGCUUCGCCGGCAACAGCACGUCCGAGGACGCCCGCUUCCAGUUCAAGGCCGACGAGGGCGCCGAGUACGACCAGCUCAUCACCAUCAACCUGUCGGAGCUGGAGCCGCACGUCAACGGGCCCUUCACGCCCGACCUGGCCACGCCGCUGUCCAAGUUCAAGGACGUCGUCAGGGACCAGCAGUGGCCCGAGAAGCUGUCGGCCGGCCUCAUCGGCAGCUGCACCAACAGCUCGUACGAGGACAUGACGCGCGUCGAGAGCCUGCUCAAGGAGGCGGCCGACGCGGGUCUCAAGCCCGCCGCCGACUUCUACAUCACGCCCGGCAGCGAGCAGAUCCGCGCGACGCUGGAGCGCGACGGCACGCUCGAGACGUUCGAGGCCGCGGGCGGCGUGCUGCUGUCCAACGCCUGCGGCCCUUGCAUCGGCCAGUGGCAGCGCCAGGACGGCGUCACAAAGGGCACGCCCAACGCCAUCCUGUCGUCGUACAACCGCAACUUCCGCGGCCGCAACGACGGCAACCCGGAGACGAUGAACUUCCUCGCGUCGCCCGAGGUCGUCACCGCCAUGGCCUUUGCCGGCUCCACCACCUUCAACCCCAUGACCGACUCCAUCACGACGCCCUCGGGCAAGCCCUUCAAGUUCUCGCCCCCGCGCGGCCUCGAGGGCCCUCCCUCGCCCUUUGAGUCCGGCGUGCCCUCCCUCGGCGUCCUCUCCCAGCAGCCCGACCCGAGCGUCCAGAUCGCCAUCUCCCCGUCCUCGGACCGCCUGGCCUUCCUCGAGCCCUUUGAGCCCUUCCCGGACUCGGACCUCUCGGGCCUGCGCGUCCUCGUCAAGGUCACGGGCAAGUGCACCACCGACACCAUCUCCGCCGCGGGGCCCUGGCUCAAGUACAAGGGCCACCUGCCCAACAUCAGCACCAACACGCUCAACACGGCCGUCAACGCCGAGACGGGCGAGGUCAACGCCGCCUACGACCUCGACGGCUCGCGCCACACCAUCCCCGAGCUCGGCCAGCGCUGGAAGGACCGCGGCCAGCCCUGGCUCGUCGUCGCCGAGCACAACUACGGCGAGGGCUCCGCCCGCGAGCACGCCGCCCUCCAGCCGCGCUACCUCGGCGCCCGCGUCGUCCUCACAAAGUCCUUUGCCCGCAUCCACGAGACGAACCUCAAGAAGCAGGGCGUCGUGCCCCUCACGUUUGCCGACGAGGCCGACUACGACAGGAUCUCGGCCGGCGACGAGGUCAGCACCGUCGGGCUGUACGAUAUGCUGCGGAACCAGGGCAAGGGCGAGGUCCAGCUCAAGGUGAAGAAGGCCAGCGGCGAGGAGUUUGUCAUUCCGACCAAGCAUACCGUUAGCAAGGACCAGGCUGGAUUCAUCCUCGCGGGCAGUGCCCUCAACUUGCUUUCCAAGCGCGCAUAG